ACCUUGACAUACCUGUUCUCACGGUGCACCAGACCAUCAGCGAUGUGCGGGGCAGUUACUACCAGGAGAAGACUGUGUUCCUGCGCUGCACCGUCAACUCCAACCCUCCUGCUCGUUUUAUCUGGAAACGUGGGAACAUGCUCAUUGAACAGAGCAAGGACAAUGGAGUAGACAUCUAUGAACCACUUUACACUCAGGGUGAGACCAAGGUGCUUAAGCUGAAAAACCUCAGACCCAAGGACUUUGCCGAUUACACGUGCCAGGUGUCAGUACGCAAUGUGUGUAGCAUCGAAGACAAGUCAGUCACCUUCAGGCUGACAAAUGCCACAUCUCCCCCAAUGAUCCGGCUGUCAGUGAACGACACAGUGGUGGUGGACCCCGGGCAGGAUGUGCUCCUAACCUGUGAGGUGACGGCAGGUUUCCCCCUCCCCACCCUGAGGUGGUCGCCCCUUCCCCUCAGCGCACAAGUUCGAGGGCCAACGCUCAAUCUGCGGGCGGUCACACCGACCGACGCUGGUUUCUACAACUGUACGGCUUACAACAACGUGGGCAACCAGGCCCGCAAGAACGUCAAUCUGGUUGUCAGGACAAUGAGUAACCUGACCUUCCAGAUAACACCAGACUCCAACAAGGACAGCGAGACCAUCCAGAUGGGUCGGGACCUCAAGCUGUCGUGCCAUGUUGAUGCCACCCCACAGGACAAGGUUAACUACACCUGGUACAAGAACGGUGCACCUGUUUUCAACUCGGAUAGCCUGAUCUUGUUGCGCAGUGACCCAGACAUGGCACCCGGCACCAGUAGCUUGGAGAUUGUUGACAUGAAGUUCAGAGACUUGGCUACCUACAGCUGUGUGGCGAACUUCCCCGGCAGCAGGGUGCCAGAGCUGCGUGUGGAUGUCAACAUCUCUCAGAACAGUGUCUCUCCUCCAGUGUUGGCUCUUCCACCAGGAGGUCAGGUGGUGAACGUUCGGGAGGGAGGUAACAUCGACCUGGUGUGCUUGGUGGUAGAAGGCAAACCCCGUCCACCUAUACUGUGGUCACGGAUGGAAAAAGACCUGCUAAUGUCGUCAGGGGCAACCACGAUGGAGACACUUGAUGGCCGCUUGAUGCUAAGGAAUGUGAGCCGGGACAUGAUGGGGGCGUACCGCUGCCAGACUGCUCCGUACAACGGCCUUAACAUCAAACGCAGGGAGGCACAGGUCCAACUCAAUGUGCAGUAUCCUCCCAUACUGGACCCAGGCGACCCGGAUGUGCGUUCAAGGAACUAUCAGAUGGUGACCCUGAGGUGUACGGUGGUACGCUCAUUCCCGACACGCCUUAUAGACAUCCGCUGGUUCCGUAAUGGCGAAAUAAUCCGCAUGCCCAUGCCAGACACUAAGGAGAAGCCAGAGCUGAAGUUUAAGCUGGACCCCACCAACAACGGCUCGUAUGAGUGUCGAGUCACCAAUAGUGCAGGGACAUCAACAUGUGCAUUUAAUGUCUCUGCACAACCCUACAAUGCUGAGUUUUACUUCGACACACCCAACCCAGUGCGAAUUCAAAAAGGAAACAACUAUUCCUACAACCUGCAGUGGACACAGAGAGAUCCUGAGGCCACGGAUCGUAUCAUAGGUUACUGGAUUAAUGUUCGAAAGAACAAGCAGAACGUGCUCUCAAAGCAGAUAGACCUCAAGGGCAAGGAGCCAGAGAAGGGUGUGCUGCUGUCCCACACCAUAUCAGACCUGAGGAUCCCUCUGUCCUACGAGGUCCGACUGGCACCCAUCACCACCUACAGCACCGGGGAGUACGCCAGCCGCAUCAUACAGUACUCAGAGCCCUACACCUACCCAAGACCUUCAGACCAUGUGUGUGGUUUUGAGGAUCAGAGGAUCUGUGGUUUCUCUCAAGACCGGAGUGAUGUCUUCGACUGGACGAGACAAAAUCACCUAUCCCAGAAUCCCAAGCGAUCUGCCAAUACCGGACCCGAGACUGACCGCAGUGGAACCAAGGAAGGGUACUACAUGUACAUUGAAGCAUCACGGCCGCGCACUGAGGGGGACAAGGCUCGUCUGCUUUCUCCACUUUUUAAUGUGACCUCAGUCAGAGGCCCCAAGGGCUCCGGCAGAGUCCCAUACUGUGUCGCUUUCUACUACCACAUGAAGGGAAAGCAUAUUG
Molecule: messenger RNA, 2154 nt
Organism: Notothenia coriiceps (black rockcod)
Lineage: Eukaryota; Metazoa; Chordata; Actinopteri; Perciformes; Nototheniidae
Gene: mdga1
Product: MAM domain containing glycosylphosphatidylinositol anchor 1
Exons: 11
Biological process (GO): homophilic cell-cell adhesion; synapse organization
Cellular component (GO): plasma membrane; axon; neuronal cell body
Molecular function (GO): protein binding; axon guidance receptor activity
Source: RefSeq, a predicted model, not a curated record